GCAGAGGGCUGGACUCAGCGGCGGAGCUGGCUGCUGGCCUCAGUUCUGCCUCUGUCCAGGUCCUUGUGACCCGCCCGCUCUCCUAAGGGAGCGUGUCCUGGCCCCCUCCCGCAGCGGCUCGGAAAAAAGGCAGCACCGCGUCGUUGACGGCGCGGGCUCUGGACUCGCUGCUUGGUAAAAACCUUCCUCUUCCUCCAGUGCGGGACGCACUCUCUGGUAUCUCUUUUGACCUCCCGGAGGCUUUCCUUUGUCGGUCGCGGCGCCACUGUACUAUGGCAUACCUCGUUUUAUUACGCUUCGCAGAUAGGGCAUUCUGAAAACAAAUGGAGGGUUUGUGGCAGCCCUGAGUCCAGCAAUUGUAUCAGCGCCAUUUUUCCAACAGCAUGUGCUCACUUGGUGUCUCUGUGUUACAUUUUGGUAAUUCUCAAAAUAUUUAAAACUUUUUCAUGAUUUCUGUGUCUGUUAUGGUGAUCUAUGAUCAGUGAUCUUUGAUGUUGCUAUUGUCAUUGUUUUGGGGUGCCACAUACAGCGUCUUUUAUAAGACGUGGAACUUAAUGUUGUGUGUGUUCUGACCGCUCCACCCACAGACCGUUCCCCAUCUCUCUCCCUCUUCUUGGGCCUCCCUAUUCCCUGAGACACAACAAUAUUGAGAUUAGGCGAAUUAAUGACUCUGCAAUGGCCUCUAAGUGCUCAAGUGAAAGGAAGAGUCGCACAUCUCUCACUUUAAAUCAAAAACUAGAAAUGAUUAAACUGAGUGAGGAAGGUAUGUCAAAAGCCGAGAUAGGCCGAAGGCUAGGCCUCCUGCGGCAAACAGUUAGCCAAGUUGUAAAUGCAAAGGAAAAGUUCUUGAAGGAAGUUAAAAGUGCUACUCCAAUGAACACACGAAUGAUAAGAAAGCGAAACAGCCUUAUUGCUGAUAUGGAGAAGGUUUUAGUGGUCUGGAUAGAAGAUCAGACCAGCCGCAACAUUCCCUUAAGCCAAAGCCUAAUCCAGAACAAAGCCCUAACUCUCUUCAACUCUAUGAAAGCUGAGAGAGGUGUGGAAGCUGCAGAAGAAAAGUUUGAAGCUAGCAGAGGUUGGUUCAUGAGGUUUAAGGAAAGAAGCCAUUUCCAUAACAUAAAAGCACAAGGUGAAGCAGCAAGUGCUGAUGUAGAAGCUGCAGCAAGUUAUCCAGAAGCUUUAGCUAAGAUCAUUGACGAAGGUGGCUACACUAAACAACAGAUUUUCAAUGUAGAUGAAACAGCCUUCUAUUGGAAGAAGAUGCCAUCUAGAACUUUCAUAGCUAGAGAGGAGAAGUCAGUGCCUGGCUUCAAAGCUUCAAAGGACAGGCUGACUCUCUUGUUAGGGGCUAAUGCAGCUGGUGACUUUAAGUUGAAGCCAAUGCUUAUUUACCAUUCUGAAAAUCCUAGGGCCCUUAAGAAUUAUACUAAAUCUACUCUACCCGUGCUAUAUAAAUGGAACAGCAAAGCCCGGAUGACAGCACAUCUGUUUACAGCGUGGUUUACUGAAUAUUUUAAACCCACUGUUGAGACCUACUGCUCAGAAAAGAAGAUUCCUUUCAAAAUAUUACUGCUCAUUGACAAUGCCCCUAGUCAUCCAAGAGCUCUGAUGGAGAUAUACGAGGAGAUUAAUGUUAUUUUCAUGCCUGCUAACACAACAUCCAUUCUGCAGCCCAUGGAUCAAGGGGUAAUUUCGACCUUCAAGUCUUAUUAUUUGAGAAAUACAUUUCAUAAGGCUCUAGCUGCCAUGGAUAGUGAUGUCUCUGAUGGAUCUGGGCAAAGCAAAUUGAAAACCUUCUGGAAAGGAUUCACCAUUUUAGAUGCCAUUAAAAACAUUCGUGAUUCAUGGGAGGAGGUCAAAUUGUCAACAUUAACAGGAGUUUGGAAGAAGUUGAUUCCCACCCUCAUUGAUGACUAUGAGGGGUUCAAGACUUCAGUGGAGGAAGUAAGUGCAGAUGUGGUGGAAAUAGCAAAAGAACUAGAAUUAGAAGUAGAGCCUGAAGAUGUAACUGAAUUGCUGCAAUCUCAUGAUAAAACUUUAACAGAUGAGGAGUUGUUUCUUAUGGAUGCGCAAAGAAAGUGGUUUCUUGAGAUGGAAUCUACACCUGGUGAAGAUGCUGUGAACAUUGUUGAAAUGACAACAAAGGAUUUAGAAUAUUACAUAAACUUAGUUGAUAAAGCAGCAGCAGGGUUUGAGAGGAUUGACUCCAAUUUUGAAAGAAGCUCUACUGUGGGCAAAAUGCUAUCAAACAGCAUCGCAUGCUACAGAGAAAUCUUUCAUGAAAGGAAGAGUCAACUCAUGCGAAAAGCUUCACCGAUGUCUUAUUUUAGGAAAUUGCCACAGCCACCCCAACCUUCAGCAGCCACCACCCUGACCAGUCAGCAACCAUCAACCUCGAGGCAAGACCCUCCACCAGCAAAAAGAGUACGACUCACCGAAGGCUCAGAUUGAUAAUCAGCAUUUUUUAGCAAUAAAGUAUUUUUAAAUUUAGGUAUGUAUAUUGUUUUAUUAGACAAUGCUAUUGCACUCUUGCUGGUCUACAGUAUAGUGUAAACAUAACUUUUAUAUGCAUUGGGAAACCAAAAACAUUCAUGUGACUUGCUUUCUUGUGUUGGUCUGGAACUGAACCUGCAAUGUCUUUGAGGUAUGCCUCGACCUACCUCCUUAGGUUGCUGUAUGGAUCCCAUGAGACAGUAACUUAUAGUAAUGGCAGCUAAUGUUAACAUUUGAGUGUUUAUUGUGUACAAGGAGCUAAUCCUCUGCCCUCUGAGGCUUUCAGAGAGGUUGAGAGACUUGUGCCAGAUACACAACUAGUAAGGGGCUGGUGGGAACCGGAAAUGGCCCCACUGUCAUCAGAUUCCCUCCCUGAUUGAAGUUCUCCCCCACUCUCCCUAACUCCUCUAGUUCUCUAUAGCUCUGACUCUGCUCUUGCUUCAAACACACUGUGCAUGCACAGACACAGACUCACACUGGAGUAAAUAAUACGAACUUGCUGGUGAUUGAAUCCCAAAGACAGCAAUCCUGUGCUUGGAGGGAGGGCAUAUUUCCAAGGUCCCCUCCUGCCAGCAUAUCCUGUCGUCAGGCCUUUAUGUGGCACUUUCACUUUUCUUUUUUCAGUUUUGUAAUUUUUUUAUUUUUUUUGAGACAGGGUCUUACUGUGUCAUCAGGCUGGAGUGCAGUCACAUGAUCACAGCUCACUGCAGCCUAGACCUCCUGGGCUCAAGCGAUCCUCCCACCUCAGCCUCCCGAGUAACUGGGACUACAGGCAUGCAUCACCACGCCCAGCUAAGUUUUGUAUUUUUUGGUAGAGGCCGGGUGUCCCCAUGUUGCCCAGGCUGGGUUCCUGGGUUCGUGGGCUCCUGAGCUCAAGCAGUCCACCCACCUUGUCCUCCCAAGGUGCUGGGAUUGCAGGUGUGAGCCACCACACCUGGCCAGGAAUGGAUUAUUUUUUGCACCUUAUUUACAGAUGAGGGAACAGCCUCAGGGAGCAUAGGUGACUUGCCCAAGGGUGUCCCCUGGUUACCAGCCAAACUCGUGUGCCGGCUGUAAUCUCAGAGCAGGACCUUGCCUCUCCCCCAGGAAGACCCCAGCCUUACUACCUGAUUAGUGGGGUCAAGGGAGGCCAGUCAAAGUCUCCUCCUGGAAUGAAGAGCUCAGUGGCUCUCUGUUAACUCCACACCUCCUCUUGCCUAGCUCUUCCUUGUCUUAACCAUCCUUUGGGAAGAAGGGCCUGUUUUUCAGGCCGUAGAAUCUUAGAGUGUCAGAUUGGGUCAGAGUCAGGAAUUCUGGACUUCAAACCUUGUUUAACCACCACUGUUGUGUGGAGUCCCGCUUACUCUAGGCUCAAUUUGCCUAUAUAACAUGGGGAAUAAUGACUCUUGCUUAUCCAUACUGCUGUGAGGAGCUCUUAAUUAAAAAGGAGGCCAGGUACAGUGGCUUAUGCCUGUAAUCCCAAGACUCAAGUGGGAGGAUCACUUGAGCUCAGGAGUUCAAGACCAACCUAGGCAACAUAGCAAAACCUCAUCUCUACUAAAAAUUUAAAAGUAGCUGGGUGUAGUGGUGCAUGCCUGUGGUGCCAGCUACUUGGGAGGCUGAGGCAGGAGCAUUGCUUGAGCCCUGGAGGUUGAGGCUGCAGUGAGCCAUGAUCAUGCCACUCCACUCCAACUUGCAUGACAAGAGUGAGGCUCUAUCUCAAAACUAAACAAAACAACAACAACACAUCAAAAACUAAAAAAAAAAAAAAAAAAAAGAGGAUUACAAAACUCAGGAAAUCGUCUUGUGGUCAGUGGCAGAAAAAUGCACAUGAAUGGAAAGGCCACUGGGGCUGUUGAGAAUUGGGUGCUUAUUGUACCCAGAAGGCACGGGGGGGAGAUGCCAGCUGGUAUGGGCUGCUGCCCUGCUUUGGAGAGAGCAUCGGCUGCUACUCUUCACACCUCUUGUGACUGCCCUCUUUCAGGGAGAACUUGUAAAAGGGGAGCCAGUCCCAAGUCCGAAGGUAUUAUACAAAACAGUCCUUCGGGCUUCAGACUGAUGGGAAUGAAUAAUGCUUUGCCUAAGUGAGGGGAGUGCACUGAGUGGAGGGGUGGCUGGUGCCAGGAUGAGCUAGCCAAUCCCACGUGUGUGCUGACUGCAGCAGGACACUAGCCACGGCCCACCCCCAACCACUCUCGGACUCCAGCUCAGACUGUUUCCCCAGCUUUUCUCAGGGCUGUUUGGCUCACACAGUCCUGAAGGGCACUUCCCAAAGAGCACACUUAGGACCUCAGUAGGAGAACGUGGCUGAUAAGACUCAGUGUGACCCACGUGUGUGACUCCCACAUGCCCCACAGUGGUUGGUUGGCUCAGUCUGGUGAGGGCAGGUAGGGGCGUGGAUCUCCAGGGAAUGGCAGGGCCGGCACCCGGUUGUAGUGGGCCAUGAGGAAGAUGCCAGCUGUGCCACAGAUGAAGAGCGAGAGCAUGGCCAGGAAGCAGACGCGGUCCAGCACUCGGCCCACCAGGAACCACUCCUCAUUCCCCUGAGGGUGGGAGGCAGGUGUGGGAUAACCAGCGGCGGCACCAGGUCUUCCCUGGGUCCUGUUCUCAUCCUUGGGCUUCCAGCAGGCCCAUGUCUCCAUUUCCUGGGGCCCUUCUUACCUAUGUCCGGGUCCCAACUGGUGGCUAAUUCCAUGGCCCCCUGGCCCUGAGGUGCCCCCCCUGCCCCUGUUCCUUUUUCUUUCUUUCUUUCCUUUUUUUUUUUUUUGAGACGGAGUCUCACGUCUCACUCUUUCACCCAGGCCAGAGUGCAGUGGUGCGAUCUUGGCUUGGCUCACUGCAACCUCCGCCUCCCAGGUUCAAGCAAUUCUCCUGCCUCAGCCUCCUGAGUAGCUGGGAAUACAGGUGCCCGCCACCACACCCAGCUAAUUUUUGGUAUUUUUGGUAUUUUUGGUAGAGAUAGGGUUUUGCCAUGUUGGCCAGGCUGGUCUCAAACUCCUGACCUCAGGUGAUCCACUCGCCUCGGCCUCCCAAAGUACUGGGAUUACAGGUGUGACCCACUGCACCCGGCCUCAUGUUUUUCCAUCCCACUGCCCUAUCUUGGCAACCCCACUCAUCCUGUCUCUAUCACGGUUCCAAGCCCAGGUACUCACUCCACCUCCACCCCACCCUGACUCAGCUUACAUUGUCAAAGUGACUCUGCUGGUGCCGGGCACAGGCAAUGAGGUUGCAGGCUUCCACACAGGCCUGGAUGGCUGGGGCAGCCUGCUUCAGGCUGCCACAGAACUGGCUCAGCCCUAACUCCGGGCCUUUCUCUGAUAAAGAGAAAGGGUAAGGUUUGGGAGUAGAAUGGAGGAGAAACAGGCAGAGAAGAUGGCCUCUCCUUAGGGACCCCAGCUCCUCUCUCCCUGACCUGGGCACUUCUCCAGCACUCAUCUGCUGUGCCUGGCUCCCCAGCUGGGGUCCCAGGGGAGGACUGUCCCCAGGCACACCUGGUGUGUCUCACCUAGCUUCUCCAGCGCUGCCGCCACCAGCCCUUGCCGCUGCCACUGCUGGAAGAGGAGUUCACUGCGAGGCAGGCAGAGGGCCACCUCCUCCCCAGUUGUGAUCGACCAUCCCGAGGAGCCAUUCUGUAGCCGGGACUGGGUGUCCUGCACAGCUGCCGGGGCCAGCGGGCGAACGUGCAUCCUCAGCAGCUGGGGCAAGAGCCUCAGGAACACCUAGAGAGGGGGUGGCUUCACUAGGGCAGCAGGCCGAGCUUCAGAGCAGAAGCCAGAGGUUGGCGUGAAGGGCUUGUGCUGCUAGGGACCAUGGAGGCAGCAUACCGGGGCAGUGACGUGGCCUUGGUAAAGCUUUCUAUACUGGACACGAGCCUGGGUCCCCAAACUUCAGUGCACAUCAGAAUCACCAGGGCACUUGUUAUAAACACAGAUUCCUGCCCCCAGCCCUCAUGCUAUUCUGGCCUAGAAUGCCUGGGACAGGCCUGGGAAUCUGCAUGUGCAACAAGGGCCCAAGCUGAAGGCUGCAGGUGGGCUACAGAUCACACAGACUGGAAUCAGACUGCCCUGGCAGACUCCUGCUUUUUCGACUUUGUAGUGCACUUCCUUGGGCAGGUUACUUAACCUCUCUGCGCCUCAACGUCCUCAUCUGUAAUUGGAGGUGAUAUGGGUUUUAUGAAGAUGAAAUACAUUAACAUUUGUAAUA
Molecule: messenger RNA, 6675 nt
Organism: Homo sapiens (human)
Lineage: Eukaryota; Metazoa; Chordata; Mammalia; Primates; Hominidae
Gene: TIGD1
Product: tigger transposable element derived 1
Exons: 1
Coding region: 676-2451 (591 amino acids)
Cellular component (GO): nucleus
Molecular function (GO): DNA binding; nucleic acid binding
Source: RefSeq, marked validated